GCAGAUAUGCUUGGUUUUGUAGCUAGUAUCGGGUUGCUUACGUCGAUGUGUGUGACGUCCGCAUUUCGUUGCUGUACUUCUAGAUCAUGACGCCUGAUGAAACAUGUAUUAGCGUCAUGAAAGGUUAGCCGCCACUGAGCGAACACCUGCACUAGGAUUCUAUGGAAUUUCCCGAGAAAUGUGUGAGAGUUUUGUACGACUUGAGUUACGAAACUAACGACGGUCGACGGAUACAAAUCCUUAAAGAUGAAGAGUUCGUCUUGCUUCAGACCACAACGCGUGAUUGGUGGAAAGUUAUACGCGGAGGCGAACGGCGAGCCUUUUACGCUCCUGCAGCGUAUCUUCAUGAGAUCGAUCGAUCUGCUGAAAGAAAAUCACCUCUUAUCCCAGAAAACCCAGUCGAUGAAUCGAACGAAGAGUUUGCGAUUGAUAUCAACCGAUUAACAAAUGGUGCGAACAAACGGGCUAGCAUUCCUGGAAGUAAUUAUCGAGAAAAGCUGAACGCGGAAUUUCGAGAAAAAUUACGAGAAGCGAGAACGUCUGGCGAAUUCUGCGGGGACCCAACGUCCAAACGUUCUGUUAGUUCUGAAUUUGAUAACCAACGUAAGCCUCCGUGGGACUCUCAAAGAGGGGCUCUUGCGCGAUUGCUUCAUGAGAAACUCAACUUCAGUUCUUCGCAAAAAACCAAAGAACCUUUCGCUAAACUCACUCAGCGUCACCGUGCUCGAUCAUUAGAAUUUCUGUCAUCCAACGACGAAUCGUGUGGGAAUGCCAGCACUGGAUCUGGUGGGAAGCAGCGGAAAGUUCGUCUAGCGAAAGACUCUUGGGAUAGAAGAAAAUCGUGGGCCAUGUCCCUGGAAGAGUCCGACUUUGGUGGAGAGGAAUUGGUAAGCCUGAGUACCGCUUGUGGUGAUCGCGGUAAGGCGUACAAGGUGAAUCUUCCAUCAAAGGCUGCCUCGAAUGAACACCAGCAGAAGUACCCUUCAUCAGAGGACACCAGGAAUGCACCACCACCUUUGCCCGUCAAAAUGCGAAACGCCCCGGUUGUGAAACCGAAACCUAUGUUACCAGAACGUGCGGAAAACACGAGAUUGAAUCACAGGGCUGAACGACCCCGUGUUCCCAGCAUUUCACAGUACGAAUUCGGCUUUGAUGGUAAACCAGUGGAGAUGUGGAACCACGACAGUUGGAAUGACAGAGAGAAGACUAGCCUUGGUAGUUUCCGUUCGCGAAAUGUUCAAGGAGCGGAGCACGGGAGAAAAAGUUUUGAAUGUCUCAACCAGCCCGUUCCCACUGGGGCAAUUAGAGAUCGGUGGAAAGUUCGGUCGGACUCAAGCAUCUCUCAUUCUGCCGCCAUGGCAUUUGUAAACCCCGCAUACGCAUCGAACGGAUGGCGAGAAGAUGCGAACGUGAUCAAAAUUGAAGUUGGAAGCCCGAAAUCCAGUGGUCCGGCAAUUAGCCCUCGGUCUGAAGUUCGAACCCCGAUGGGUGCCAGCCGGGAACAGAUGGGACGCCAACCGUCGCACACACCGCCGACACCGCGAGAAUCUUCUGUGCCAGUAAGAAUUAUUGGUGGCGAUUGGGCGGAGUACUUUGACGACGAAAGCGGGAGAAAAUUUUAUUUCAAUUCGGCGUCGAAAGAAACUACGUGGAAACCUCCGAGGAAAGCAUACGGGGCCGGAAAGUCUAACAUGUCGAAUUCUUGUGGGAGUCUUUACACGAGCAGCAGCAUUGAGAACUUGUCUGGUGAGAACUUGGAUGAAGGUGACGAUCUGGAACUCGAUGCCGACGACGUGUUCGAUCACGAGGAUCUGGUCGCGAAUUGGAACCCUGGUACGCGGGACCCCGUUCCGCCGACGCCGCAAAAACGAACAACCCAUUUGCGCCGGCAAAUAUCGUCGCGAACUGAGCCGAUUUACGCGAACCAUGCAGCCCUGUUGGAAGGCAGUCAGGAACUCUGGGAGCAAUCCGGAACUGAAAGCACGUUCUGUGGGAAUGGAGAUCUAGAAUGCGAGAGCGUUUUCCAGUGUAGUAGGGGAUUCUUCCGCUUUAUUCAGUGCUACACCCGACUCAGAUGUGGCCAAGGGCCACAUUAA
Molecule: messenger RNA, 2096 nt
Organism: Notodromas monacha
Lineage: Eukaryota; Metazoa; Arthropoda; Ostracoda; Podocopida; Cyprididae
Source: the annotation of a GenBank genome assembly